Styela clava is the source of this 1128-nucleotide messenger RNA. RefSeq lists its product as uncharacterized. The record is from RefSeq and is a predicted model, not a curated record. NCBI's taxonomy places the organism in Eukaryota, Metazoa, Chordata, Ascidiacea, Stolidobranchia, Styelidae.
CUAAUUGAAUUUUACAGUUAGUUUAUUCUAGACCUGUUUUUUACCAUUUUCUACUAAUAAAUUAAUCUAACACAAUGUCUAAUGUGGAUCCAUUCGCAAAGAUUGACAUGUCAUUAGAUGACAUAAUCAAGCUCAAUAAAAAAGAGAAGAAAAAGAACGCUGCUGCUGCCCAGAAGGCAAAAAAUCCAGCUCCGAAGAAAUUGACUGCAGCCCAACGCAGACGAGCUGAAUCUUUGAAAUUAAAAGCCAGAAAUACAAGAAUAAACAAAUUGAGGCAACAGAAAGGUCAAAAGGUACAGACAACCAAAAAUGCUUCGUCAUUUGGAACAGCGACACAGAGACCGAGAAGAAAUGCUGCAAAAAAGAAUAUUCGAAGCAAAAAUAAUGUUGGAAUGACAAGAGGAGGGAGAGUAAACCCUGCGAAGCAACAGCAGUUUAGACAACAGAGAAAGAAUCAAAUAGCAAACAGAGGUGUGAAUAAUAAACAGGGGCCACAACAACAAAGAGGACCAGUCAGAUUUCCUAAAAUUGCAGGCAGGCCAUCUAUUAAGGAUAGACUCGGUGCCAGGCUUAAUAUCAGAAAAAACAAUCAAAGACAAAAACGCCAGCAAAUGACAAAUAGAAACAGACAAGGACUGGUCCCUGUUCAGGCAUCUAAGAGGGGUGGAAAACGACACGGUGGACCAACAAAUUUCUCUCGACGACAAAAUUUUAAUGAAUCAGGAAGAAAUCAAAUGACACAAUCAAUAAAUAGGCAAUACAAUCAGCAACCAAGGCGGACGGCAGGACAACAGACGAGGGGUCGUGGUGCCGGGAGGCAAAAUCAAAGAAACAACAACAAUAAGUCUUCAACAAACAACAGAUCUUUGCCAAAUUUCAAUAAUAAAAGAGGAAGAGGUGGUGGACGUGGACGAGGCAGAGCCGCAAAUCAGCGAAAAGUUACAUUAUAUUGAUCCGUUGUAAUCUGAUUCCGUCAGCUGACCUACCAAUGCUAGUAGUUCGUGCACACUGUAUAGUACAGUAUUCGAAAUGUAAAUGAAUGAAUGAACGAAUAACUUAAAGUAGUAUAUUUCACAAUUCUUGUUUUUACGUUUUUAGUGGUCAUGUCCUUUUCAUUGCAAUAAAUUC